This is a messenger RNA of Neocloeon triangulifer, 1862 nucleotides long. RefSeq names its product cyclic GMP-AMP synthase-like receptor. NCBI's taxonomy places the organism in Eukaryota, Metazoa, Arthropoda, Insecta, Ephemeroptera, Baetidae. The coding region runs from base 274 to 1584 and encodes 436 amino acids. The record is from RefSeq and is a predicted model, not a curated record. The transcript has 11 exons.
GAAGCUUUUGCAACAGUUUCAAAGUUGAUAUUCGACUCCACCCUCUUUUAUCUCUUAUUUGCGGGCUGCGGAACAAUCAGAAGAACAGCGCAAAGGAGGCUGAUUUCGAUCUCACGCUGCAAACAUAAUUUAGUUGUCUUCAGUUUGUUGGAGUUACUGACUUAUCUCUCCACUGCAGAAGAUAUAUAAAGAAAUUGUCGAGCGGCAAAAGCGGAGCCUGAAUUUGACACAAGUCUCAAAUUAGUUGCUUAUUCACGAAAGCUAAACAGAGAUAUGCGAUUGUUCACUGGAAUCGGAUUGCUCAGUCUGCUAUUCAUCAUUUCAUUUUUUGGACUUUCACUCGGUAAAGCAAAGAAAAAAGCCAAGAACAAAAGCAACUCUUUAUGCAGAAUCGAAACAAACGAGGUUCAUUGUGACAGAGCCAUGGGAGGUAUUGCGGCAGCGCCUGCUGAGCCACAAGCUGCAGAGCUUCCAAAUUUGGAGAACUUGAGAAUAUCGGGAUACUCUGGAAACGUCGUACAAGUUCUUGAACGAGUUCUAAGAAAACUGCGUCUUGAAGAAGAUGAGAUCAAAAGAACUAAUCAGUUUAUUGAUCAACUUGUUAAGAGGGACUUGGUAAAUGGAUUGAAAGCUGAAAGCAAGCUGUUUGCCAUGAUCUACAAGGAAAUACAAUGGACUGGCAGUUUUUAUGAGGGUCUGAAGAUUUCUAAGCCAGACGAGUUUGACCUGAACAUUGUUUUCAAAUUUCCGUUUGAUGAAAAGAAACUUAAGUUGGUUGCGAGAAAUGAUCAGCCUGGAUUUGUGACUGUGAAAGGCUACGGACAAGCACUGGAGAGCAUCAAAGCAGACCCUAAAUGGCAGCCACCAGUAUAUACUGAAUUGGCACGGUGGACAGAUCCCUCUGGUAACCUGUUGCAAGAUAAAGUCAGGCAGUGGAUGGAAGGGAUUACCACCAAGUUUGUGAACAACUACAAUGUUGGAAAACCUAUUAAUGAACAACUUCAUUUAAAAAAAUCUGGGCCUGCAAUGACAUUGGAGAUUGGCGGCCUAUCGAUUGAUGUUGUGCCAGUCUUUGGCUUCAUUACGCCACCACCACAUCCUAUCAGGACUCCAAAACCUUUGAAUAGAAGCUGGUUUAUUGUACCGAAGCCACUCAAGAAUGAGCAGAGCAUUUCCGAUGCUUGGAGAGUGUCCUUUUACCAAUUUGAAAAAGAUAUCAUCCGUGAUUAUGGAAGGAUUAAACCUGCCAUCAAGUUGAUCAAGAAACUGCGAGACGAGCAAAAUUGGCAAAGUCUUUACAGCUAUGCUAUCAAAAAUGCAGCUCUUUGGAUGAAGGAGAGUGGAGAAUUGAGUGAAAAUGAUAAUACUGACUUGGCUUUCAUCAAGCUGCUUCGAGGCAUCCAAAAAUACCUGCAGGACGGCUUUCUCCCUUUCUAUUGGGAGAAGCGUGGAAACAUGCUGCGAAUGGGGAAUGUUGAAAGAACAAAUCUAGCCAACCGAAUUACUAGAUUGAUCAGGAACAUCGAGCAGAACUGGGAAGCAAACCCUGCGUACAUUGGAGAAUUGAUUUAUCCCGAUCAGUGAUCCAGAGAGGGGCAUUUCAAGUAACAUUUUAGGCCUGUCUGCCACCUAAUAUUUUGAUAGCUGCCUUUGCCUGGCCUUUACUAACAAAAGAGAGAACUUUUUUUACUCUCUAUAAUAUGUUUAUCUUUUAUAUUGUAUUUACUACUGCCUUGAUGGCAAAAUUAAAGGAGAAUUUUUUUAGUGAUUUAUGUAAUUGCAUCUCUUAAUUGACACACAUUUUACUUAUUGACUGUGGGAAAAAUAAAAUUUAUUCAAAAUAAACAAUAACGAUCUGCAUU